UAACAACAAAAUGGAGCUGUGGAAAGUAAGCAUAUUUGCAAUAAUAGCCAUUUAUUAUUGUAGUCAAGUCAACUUUGUUGCUGGCCUGGAAUGUUAUGUUUGCUCCAAUCAAACGGGUAAUGUUGAAAAAUGCCUGAAUACCAUUAAAACCUGUGAACCGGGCGAGGAUGUCUGUGGCACGGAAAUUCGUUGGGGCAGUCAACCAUAUUUCUCACAGGGUGCUCUGAAACAGUAUUACGUUUCGAAACGUUGUAUGACCAAACAACGCUGCCAGGCCCAACGUAAACGUCAUAUGCCCUAUUGUACACACAUUUGGUAUGAGGAUUGGUCGUGUCAUGAAUGCUGUCAGGGCGAUCGUUGUAAUUAUUUUGUUAUUGUAAUUUUAUACUGGAAUGCAGUGGAGCUAAGGUCAUGGAACUAUAAUUUGGGUUUAAUUAAAUAUUUAACAAUGCAACUUGAUCAAAGUGAGGGUAGUGGAUACCCAGUAUCCAUCCUUGCAAAUGCCUACUCGAUAAGCACAAAACGAAACUUAGUACAGAUUUGA
Messenger RNA from Musca vetustissima, 544 nucleotides. RefSeq lists its product as uncharacterized. Lineage: Eukaryota; Metazoa; Arthropoda; Insecta; Diptera; Muscidae. Bases 11 to 544 code for a protein of 177 amino acids. The transcript is spliced from 3 exons. The record is from RefSeq and is a predicted model, not a curated record.